Messenger RNA from Fukomys damarensis (Damara mole-rat), 3495 nucleotides. It is a transcript of the gene Rbm6, whose product is annotated as RNA binding motif protein 6. Lineage: Eukaryota; Metazoa; Chordata; Mammalia; Rodentia; Bathyergidae. The record is from RefSeq and is a predicted model, not a curated record. Gene Ontology annotation, cellular component: nucleus. The transcript is spliced from 20 exons. Gene Ontology annotation, molecular function: RNA binding. Gene Ontology annotation, biological process: mRNA splicing, via spliceosome. The coding region runs from base 59 to 3418 and encodes 1119 amino acids.
GCUCUAAAGUUUGUGCAAAAAGCAUCUACUUUUUGAGGCCUUCUUGACUUAAAAAGAGAUGUGGGGGGAUUCUCGGUCUGGUAACAGAACAGGACAUUUUCGUGGGAGCCAAGAAGAGAGGUUUGCUCCCGGGUGGAACAGGGAUUAUCCUCCUCCUCCCCUUAAGAGUCAUGCUCAAGAGAGACACUCUGGCAACUUUCCUGGCAGAGAUUCACUUCCCUUUGAUUUCCAGGGGCAUUCGGGGCCUCCUUUUGCAAAUGUAGAGGAGCAUUCUUUCAGCUAUGGAGCUAGAGAUGGACCGCAUGGUGACUAUCGAGGAGGGGAGGGACCAGGACAUGAUUUCAGGGGGGGAGAUUUUUCAUCUUCUGAUUUCCAGAGCAGAGAUUCUUCACAAUUGGACUUCAGGGGCAGGGACAUACAUUCUGGGGAUUUUCGGGAUAGAGAAGGACCACCUAUGGACUAUAGGGGAGGGGAUGGUACUUCUGUGGAUUUUAGAGGUAGAGAGACACCUCAUAUGAACUACAGAGACAGGGAUGCUCACACUGUUGAUUUCAGAGGUAGAGACCCUCCAUCUGACUUUAGGGGCCGGGGCACUUAUGAUUUAGAUUUUAGAGGCCGGGAUGGAUCCCAUGCAGAUUUUAGAGGAAGAGAUUUAUCGGAUUUGGAUUUCAGGACCAGAGAUCAGUCCCGUUCUGAUUUUAGGAAUAGAGAUGUUUCGGAUUUGGACUUGAGGGAUAAAGAGGGAACACAGGUGGACUUUAGAGGCCGAGGUUCAGGUACUACUGAUCUAGACUUUAGGGACAGGGAUACACCACAUUCAGACUUUAGAGGUAGACACCGGUCCAGGACUGAUCAGGAUUUUAGGGGCAGAGAGAUGGGACCUUGUAUGGAAUUUAAAGACAGGGAGAUGCCUCCUGUGGAUCCAAAACUUUUGGAUUACAUUCAGCCCACUACACAAGAUAGAGAACAUUCUUGUAUGAACAUGAACAAGAGAGAAGAAUCCACACAUGACCAUACUGUAGAACGGCCUAGUUUUCGCAUUCAGAAGGGAGAAUUUGAGCAUUCAGAAACAAGAGAAGGAGAAACACAAGGUGUUGCCUUUGAACAUGAGCUUCCAUCAGAUUUUCAAAAGAGCCAAAGUCCAAUUCAAGACCAAGACAAGUCACAGCUUUCUGCAGCCGAGCAACAGAGUUCAGAUGCUGGCCUGUUUAAAGAAAAGGGUGAUCUGGACUUUCUUGGCCAACAAGACACGGAUUACAGAAGUAUGGAGUAUCGUGAUGUGGAUCACAGGUUGCCUGGAAGCCAGAUCUUUGGCUAUGGCCAGAACAAGUCUUUUCUGGAGGGCAAAACUGCCCGAGAUGCCCAACGGGACCUUCAGGACCAAGAUUAUAGAACUGGCCCAAGUGAGGAGAAACCUAGCAGGCUUAUUCGAUUAAGUGGGGUGCCUGAAAAUGCCACAAAAGAAGAGAUUCUUAAUGCCUUUCGGACUGCCAACGGAAUGCCUGUAAAGGAGUUGCAGUUGAAGGAGUAUAACACAGGUUACGACUAUGGCUAUGUCUGCGUGGAGUUUUCACUCUUGGAAGAUGCCAUCGGAUGCAUGGAGGCCAACCAGGGAACUGUAAUGAUCCAUGACAAAGAAAUCACUCUCGAGUAUGUACCAAACCUGGAUUUUUGGUACUGCAAAAGAUGUAAAGCUAGCACUGGUGGGCAUCGAUCUUCAUGUUCAUUCUGCAAGUGUCCAAAGGAAGAGGCCAAGCAAGAAUUAAUAACCUACCCUCAGCCCCAGAAAACAUCUAUACCAGCAUCUUUGGAAAAACAACCCGGCCAGUCCUCGAGGCCAGCUGAUAAAGAAUCUGAAUCUAGAAAACAGGAAGAAGGACAAGAACCACGCUUGGGACAUCAAAAGAGAGAAGCAGAAAGAUAUUUGCCUCAUUCUCGAAGGGAAGGGCUUGCUUUCCGAAGAGACCGAGAGAAGGAGUCAUGGUCUGGGGAGACACGCCAGGAUGGAGAGAGCAAAACAAUCAUGCUAAAACGUAUCUAUCGUUCCACUCCACCUGAGGUGAUAGUGGAAGUGCUGGAGCCCUAUGUCCACCUUACUACUGCCAAUGUUCGUAUCAUCAAGAACAGAACUGGCCCCAUGGGCCACACCUAUGGCUUUAUAGACCUUGACUCCCAUGCGGAAGCUCUUCGUGUAGUGAAGAUUUUGCAGAACCUUGAUCCACCGUUUAGCAUUGAUGGGAAGAUGGUAGCCGUAAACUUGGCUACUGGAAAACGAAGAAAUGAUUCUGGGGACCAUUCUGACCAUAUGCAUUACUACCAGGGUAAAAAAUAUUUCCGAGAUAGGAGGGGAGGUGGCAGAAAUUCAGACUGGUCUUCAGAUACAAAUCGACAAGGACAACAGUCAUCAUCGGACUGCUAUAUAUAUGAUUCUGCUACUGGCUACUACUAUGACCCCUUGGCAGGAACUUACUACGACCCUAACACUCAGCAAGAAGUCUAUGUACCCCAGGACCCUGGGUCACCUGAGGAAGAAGAUAUCAAGGAAAAGAAACCCACCAGUCAAGGAAGGUCAAGUAGCAAAAAAGAAAUGUCUAAGAGAGAUAGCAAGGAGAAAAAAGAUAGGACAGUGACAAAGUUUCAGGAAGAUGCCAGUGAGGGGAAGAGUCCCCCAGAGGAUGUCUUUAAGAAGCCCCUGCCUCCCACUGUGAAGAAGGAAGAGAGUCCUCCUCCUCCAAAGGUGGUAAACCCACUGAUUGGCCUCCUGGGUGAAUAUGGAGGAGACAGUGACUAUGAAGAAGAGGAAGAGGAGCAGACUGCUCCACUACAGCCCCGCACAACACAGCCCCAGCAGCGGGAGGAGCUGACUAAGAAGGAGAAUGAAGAAGACAAACUCACUGACUGGAAUAAGCUGGCUUGUCUGCUUUGUAGAAGGCAGUUUCCCAAUAAAGAAGUUCUAAUCAAACACCAACAGCUGUCAGACCUGCACAAGCAAAACCUGGAAAUCCACCGGAAGAUAAAACAGUCUGAGCAGGAGCUAGCCUAUCUGGAGAGGAGAGAGCGAGAGGGAAGGUUUAAAGAGAGAGGAAAUGAUCGCAAGGAAAAACUCCAAUCUUUUGACUCUCCAGAAAGGAAACGUAUUAAAUACUCCCGGGAAACUGACAGUGACCGUAAGCCUGUUGAUAAAGAAGACAUCAACCCUAGCAGCAAAGGAGGCUGUGUCCAGCAGCCCACUGGCUGGAGAAAAGGGGCAGGCUUGGGAUAUGGCCAUCCUGGACUGGGUUCAUCAGAGGAGACUGAAAGCCGGAUGAGGGGGCCUGGUGUUGGGGUCCCGGGAAGAACCAGCAAGAGACAGUCCAAUGAGACUUACCGAGAUGCUGUUCGAAGAGUCAUGUUUGCUCGGUAUAAAGAACUUGAUUAAGAAUGGAGACAAGUCCCACAGGACACAACUUCCUCUUUGUUUUGUUUGUCCAUCUCUCUUUUUGUUUUGUUACUGUU